UUCAUCCAGCGCCUCAACAGCGCCGCCCCGUUGGGCUACACAACCCCCGUCUUCCCCUCCCUCUACUGGCCCCUCCCACCGGACGCAGCGCGAUCCUUCUAUCUCUACAACCCCAGCGACAUCCUACGCUUCACCAUCUACUGGACCCUGCUCCUCGUCGGCGGCAUACAUCUGGUCGUUGCACUAUGGGCGUGCAUCAUACAAUGGCGCAAUUGGAAGAUAAUAUGGGUCGUGCCGCCGCUGUUUGCAGCCGUGGGCGCGCUCGAAGGUUUGAUUGCCGGGGCAAUCGUGGGCGGGCUGUUGGGAGGCGUGUAUCAGAGUGGGUACUUUGAGAUGAGUACUUGGAUACCGUUUGUUUGGGGGUGCAUCAAUGCAAUGGUCCUUAUCUUGUCGAGCUUCGCUAUAUACGGAGGGUUGUAG
Messenger RNA from Macroventuria anomochaeta, 420 nucleotides. RefSeq lists its product as uncharacterized. The record is from RefSeq and is a predicted model, not a curated record. The annotation marks the transcript as partial. Lineage: Eukaryota; Fungi; Ascomycota; Dothideomycetes; Pleosporales; Didymellaceae. The transcript has a single exon.